UGAUAACAAACAAGUCAAUAAUAUUCCAUAAAUAUAUAAAAAAGGGAUUUUAUAGAGAUAUAAUUAUAUUUUUGGUAAUGAUUUUUGAUUAUAUAAAUAGAUCCUCUUGGAUAUAGAUAAUAGUAAUACUUUUAUAUAAAGAUAUUUUAGAUUUACUUACAGAUUAUGAUGAAAAAUAUCAUCUUAGAGAAAGAAGUAAUGGGAUUUUUGAUCUCAUAAAAUUAGUUUGUUUUAUUCUCUAUAUGGGACAUAUUUGUGGUUGUUUUUGGAAUUAAAUUGCUAUGGCAGAAAGAGCAGCUGGAUAUUCUGAUGAUCAGCUUUGGAUUCAAGUAUUUAAACCUUAUUGGCUUGAUAGAUAUAUUGAUAGUAUGUAUUGGUCUGUUGUUACUAUGUGUACUUUAGGUUAUGGAGAUAUUACUCCUAAAACUAGAUUUGAGAAAAUGUAUGUGAUGGCUGUUGUGCUUGUUUCAACUUUCGUUUUUGCUUUUUCUAUGAAUUUGAUUGGGGAUACUAUUAAGGAGUUUUAUAGAAAAUAAAAAGAUUUUGAAGAUUAUAUUUAGAAAAUUAAUAUUUAUAUGAAAAAAAGGAAAAUUAAUGAAGAUACUUAAAUUAGAAUUCGUAAAUAUUUAAAACAUCUAAACCAAAGAAAUGAAAAUAUGAACUCUAAAGUUUUAUUAGAUUAAUUAGAGGAUGAUUUAAGAGAAAAAGUGUAAUAUGAUAUUUUUGGAACUUUAUUAAAUAAAUAAUCAUUACUAAAAUAUUAAUUUGAUGUAUUUAAACUCGCAUAAAAAAUGGAAGAAAAAGUGCUUUCAUUUAAUUAAUUUAUUUAUUAAGAAAAUGACCAAUCUGAAUAUUUAUAUUUUCUUUUGAAAGGCUCUAUAUCUUUUUAUACUUAAAAAAAUUAAUUAUUAUUAAGCACCUCUAGUCAAAAAGGUAAAAUGUUUGGAGAAUUAGAAUUUUUUAGUGGAUUACAAUAUAGGCAUUCUGCUAAGACAAACUCAAUGGUAAUUUUAGCGUAAAUUUCAAAAUAAAACUUUCUUUAGAUAGUAAAAGAAGAUAAUAAAUACCUUGAAAAAUUUAUGUAAUUAAAAGAUUAAUAUAAUAUUUAUAAAAACUAUUAUGGACAUUAAUGUGGAACUUGUUAAAAAUAUGGACAUGAUAUGUUAGAUUGUCCUAUGAUAAAUUUCUUAGCAAAAAAAUACUAGCUAACUAUUGAAUAAGAUAAUAAUAGAUAAAGUUGUAUUAGAAGAAAAACCAAUAAAUUUAAUACAUUAAAAGAAGCUAAAAUUACUCUAUAAAAAUAUAAAUAUAGGUAGGAAUUAGUAAAAUAUGGAAAUAAGUAUUUUAACAAACAAAAUUUAUAAUCAUUUGAUAGUGUUUAUUUUUCAAAUAGUGAUUAGAUUAACAGUAGUGUUCAAGAAAAAAAGAAUAAAUAUUAAAAAAAGUUGAAAAAUAGUUUAUCUUUAAAUUACUUUUAGGAAAUUUUAAAUAAAAAAAUAAAAAUUAAAACGGAUUAACGAAAUUACAAAAAGUGGUUGAAAAGCAAAAAUCAUAUUUUAUGAAAAAAAUUAUAUAAAAUUAAAAAUAAUUAUCAUUUGAUAAAAAAAAUAUUAUUAGUAUAAAAGAAGAAGAAGAUAAAAGUACUUUUACUUAAUAAAAUCUGGAAUAAAUAUAAGAAAAAGAAAACAAUUAUGUAAAUGAUUUUGAAAAUGAUUUUUUUUAAAUAAAAGAAGAAGAAUUUUAAUAAAUUAGAAAUUCAAAAAAUCAUAGUUAAACGUUUAAUAUGAAAUCUAAUAAAGAAUUAGACAAAAAUCAUUAUUAUAGUAAUAUUUAAAGUUAAUUUUUGAAAAAAAAUAAUGAAUUUGAAUUAUAUUAAAGGUAGUUCAGUAAUAAAACGGAUAAAUAUUCAAAUUUAAAUAAAAUAAAUUAUGAUAAUGAAGAAGAAGAUGUUAACUCUUAAAAUAAAUAAUAAAUUGAAUAAUAACGCAUUCAUAAUUAAAUUUAAAAAACUAAUGAAUAAAUAAAACAUCUUUAAGAAUUAAAAUAUUUAUAAAUAAAUUAAGAAGACUAAGAUACUGAUUUUCAUGAAAUAGAAGAAAAUGAAGAAAAUUAUUUACUUUAAAUGACUAAAUAAGGAGAAGACUUAGCAAUAAAAUAAGAGAAUACAAGAUAAAUUUUACAAUUAAAAGCUUAAAUUAUGUAAAUAUAUUAAUAAUAUGAUGAUGAAUUCACUAAUUCUUUUGACAAAGGAAAGGAUUUCAAAUAUUAUUAUCCUUAUAAUAAUAAAAGUGCUGUUAUAUAAUUAUUGCAAGCAAAAAGGAAAAAAAUUAAACAUAUAAAUUUGUUUAUAAUCGUAAAAAAAAUAUAAAAAAAGAAAAUGAUUAUUUUCAAAACAAUUGAAAAAUUAUAAUACAUAUAUUAGAUCUAUAUUUAAAUGUAUUUUUUUGUUUUUACAAAAACAUAAAAAAUUGUUAAAAAAUAAAGAAUUUUAUU
Messenger RNA from Ichthyophthirius multifiliis, 2493 nucleotides. RefSeq lists its product as hypothetical. Gene Ontology annotation, biological process: monoatomic ion transport; transmembrane transport. The transcript is spliced from 5 exons. The record is from RefSeq and is a predicted model, not a curated record. Gene Ontology annotation, cellular component: membrane. Gene Ontology annotation, molecular function: monoatomic ion channel activity. Lineage: Eukaryota; Ciliophora; Oligohymenophorea; Hymenostomatida.